AUGUUCUACAAAACUGACGACAUUAUCGAGCAUUUUGACCACUAUGGGCACUGGAUAAUAUGUGAAACCUGUGGUAAUAAAUCCUACAACAGCGACCAACUAAUCAGGCAUCUAAACGACUAUGGGCACUGGAUAAAAUGUGAAACCUGUGGUGAUGAGUUCUACAACAGUGACCACCUGGUCGAGCAUCUGCACCACUACAAGCAUUGGAUAAAAUGUGAGACUUGCAAACAGGAUUUUCGUACUCAACGUGCUUGCAACCGGCACAUGAAUGACCAGGGCCACUGGGUACCUAAAAUUCCAUGCGAAACAUGUGGCUUAAAGUUCCAUACCCAGAGUGCAGUCCAACAGCAUAUGACAGAAAAUAUUCACUACGAAAGCUACUGUCCAACUUGUGAUAGACACUUCCAGAACGAGAAUAAUCUGCGUAUGCAUCUCAAUUCCAAGGCCCAUCUUGGUAUCAGCGUAACCUGUCCUUUCUGUCGAUCAAGAUAUACAACGGCAGGUGGAGUCGUCCACCACCUCGAGAGAGGAUGCUGCCAAUAUGCUCCCCAACUGAACCGCGAGACGAUCCACCGAUUGAUUAGAGAGCGAGACAGAGACAGUCUAAUAGCCACCAAACAAUCUGCGUGGAGCGACGAAGAUAAUGGGACUUACUCUGCUACCGGGAAAGCCUGGGAUGAUGUUUACUGGGAAUGCCAUAUAUGCCACAAAAAGUUCAACAGCAAUGCCUUUCUCAACACACAUCUAAAUUCCCCAGUGCACAAGCAAAAGAUAUAUCACUGUCCGAACAAAGAAGGCGGUUGUCACAAACAUUUCAAUAUUCUAGCUGGGCUCCUCAAUCAUUUGGAAAACGGGUCUUGUGGCUACCCACGAUUCGAAAGUUUCCAGAAGCAGCUGCGGAAUGUGCUUACAGGCCAGGGUGCAAUAUAUAUCAGAUAG
Molecule: messenger RNA, 942 nt
Organism: Aspergillus campestris IBT 28561
Lineage: Eukaryota; Fungi; Ascomycota; Eurotiomycetes; Eurotiales; Aspergillaceae
Product: zinc finger protein
Exons: 2
Coding region: 1-942 (313 amino acids)
Biological process (GO): regulation of transcription by RNA polymerase II
Cellular component (GO): nucleus
Molecular function (GO): RNA polymerase II transcription regulatory region sequence-specific DNA binding; DNA-binding transcription factor activity, RNA polymerase II-specific
Source: RefSeq, a predicted model, not a curated record